AUGGCGGGGACUGAGAUCUCUGUCCUUCCUGAGCAGUUUACCCAAAUCAAAGAACUGGAGCUGAUACCAGAAAAAAUCCUGUUAGAGGAGGAAGAAGGUGGAGUGUGCAGGGGGAGGGAGCACCUGAGCCCCAGAGAUGGGGCCGUGGAAGCCCAGUGCCCCUACGGGCCCCUCCAGGCCAAGGUGCUGGAGGCCGAGCAGGAGCUGCCGGUCACCACGGAGGAGAGCGAGAAGCACAUUCUGACCCUGCAAACGGUACACUUCUCUGAAGAUGUGGAGCAGCAGGACAUGAGCUGGCUGACCCCGCAGCACCAGGAAGGGGUGCAGGUGAUGGUGCAGCAGGCCAGCGGUGGGCUGCAGUCUCUGCUGUGGCUGGGUGAGGGCUCCCAGCAGUGCGUGGCCUUUAGCAUCCAGGAGGAGGUGUACUCCCUGCAGAAGAUAGAGGUGAUGAAGCUGCACCUUCUGGAGGGCAGUGUGGCCAUGGCCAAUGAAGAAAGUAAGCUUGUGGUGAACCCGGCUGAAAGCACCAGAUUGGUCAAGCUCGAGAAAGGUCAGGAGGAGGACCAGCAGCCAGCUGAAGGAAGAUUCAAUGCACAAGCAGGAGAGCAGCUCUUUUUUGUGGAGGCGAAGCCGGGAGAUGAAGGAAGAGACGAAAUUGUUCUGACCAUUUCAAACUUAAACGUGGAAGAAGAAGAAGAAAAACCAGCAUCCAGUCAAGGACAUGUUGAAAAAGCCAAUUCUACAAAAAUCCAAAAAAAGGCGAAGGAAGUAAAACGAACCUUCCGCUGUGAUAUCUGCAUGUACACCUCUUCUCGAAUUUCAAGUUUUAAUCGUCAUAUGAAAAUUCACACGGCUGAAAAGCCCCAUAUGUGCCACCUUUGCCUGAAAGCUUUCCGCACCGUCACUCUACUGCGGAAUCAUGUCAAUACCCACACAGGAACCAGGCCCUACAAGUGUGGUGACUGUGAUAUGGCGUUUGUCACCAGUGGAGAACUUGUCCGACACAGACGUUAUAAACACACUCACGAGAAACCCUUUAAAUGUUCCAUGUGCAAGUAUGCCAGUGUCGAAGCGAGUAAGCUGAAGCGCCACAUCCGCUCGCACACCGGGGAGCGUCCCUUCCAGUGCCUCCUGUGCAGCUACGCCAGCAAGGACACCUACAAGCUGAAGCGCCACAUGAGGACGCACUCAGGGGAGAAGCCCUACGAAUGCCACGUGUGCCACGCACGCUUCACCCAGAGUGGCACCAUGAAAAUACACAUUCUACAGAAGCACAGCGAGAAUGUCCCCAAAUACCAGUGUCCGCACUGUGACACCAUCAUCGCCAGGAAGAGUGACCUGCGUGUCCACUUGAGCAACUUGCAUACUUACAAAGCCAUGGAGAUGAAGUGCCACUACUGUUCUUCUGUCUUCCAUGAACGCUAUGCCCUCAUUCAGCACCAGAAAACCCAUAAAAAUGAGAAAAGAUUCAAAUGUGAACACUGCAGUUAUGCCUGCAAGCAGGAACGUCAUAUGACCGUCCACAUACGUACCCACACCGGCGAGAAACCAUUUACCUGCCUCUCCUGCAAUAAAUGUUUCCGACAGAAGCAACUUCUAAACGUGCACUUCAAGAAAUACCAUGAUACAAAUUUCAUCCCGACCGUCUACGAAUGCCCCAAGUGUGACAAAGGCUUCUCCCGCUGGAGUAAUAUGCAGAGACACUUGGCGAAGUGCAGUGCGGGGCCAGGGAAGCCGGCUGCCUCGGGGAAAACAGGAAGGAUGAAGACCAAGCCGGCCGUCCCGAAAGAGGCGGCAGUAAAGAAAGACGGUAACUCAUUUUAAACAAACUACAUUUUAAUUUGAGAGUGAUUUUACCCGUGUCUCCCCCCGGGUGCUGAGUGUUACUGCGCAGGGCACCCACCCAGAAACCCGAAGUGCGGGGCCCCGACAGGUGCCUGGGCCUGGGCCCCGCUCUGUUGCUGCCCCCUGCCACCUCGGGGCACUGGCAUGGCGGGGGCGAUUGCUUCUGCACCUCCCAGAACUGCCGAGAGCCCCAGGGGGCGUCCACACCCCCCAUCAUGGGAUGGGGGCGGUCCUGGUGGGAGGGUCUAGCAAGGCUGAAGGCUGCCCCCUCUGGAAGCCCAUGGACUGUUGCCUGCGCCCGGUACCAUGUGCGUGUCCUGGGGCUGCUGCAACAGUGGCCACUCCCUCUUAGUUCUGGGGCCCCGACGUCCUACAUCAGGUGUCAAACCUCCCUCUGAAGGUUUUGGGGAGAUGCCCUCCUGCCUCUUCCAGCUUCUGGUGGCUCCAAGCAUCUCUUGGCUUGUGGACACAUCACCCGAGCCUCCCUCCCUGUUCUGUCUCUCCUCUUCUUUCCAAGGACACUUGUCCCUGGACGUAGUGCCUGCAAGAUCCAGGAUGUCUCAUCUUGAGAUCCUUAACCUAAUUAUAUGUAUUCAAAGAUCCUUAUUCCACAGGAAGUUACGUUCACAGGUGUUACGGGGUUAGGAUGUGGACAUAUCUCUUUGGGGGCCGCUAUGGGCAUCACAGUCUUUAUCCUCGGCCUCGGGGGG
Nyctereutes procyonoides (raccoon dog) is the source of this 2555-nucleotide messenger RNA. RefSeq names its product CCCTC-binding factor like (gene CTCFL). Gene Ontology annotation, biological process: regulation of transcription by RNA polymerase II. The transcript has 9 exons. The record is from RefSeq and is a predicted model, not a curated record. NCBI's taxonomy places the organism in Eukaryota, Metazoa, Chordata, Mammalia, Carnivora, Canidae. Gene Ontology annotation, molecular function: DNA-binding transcription factor activity, RNA polymerase II-specific; RNA polymerase II transcription regulatory region sequence-specific DNA binding. Gene Ontology annotation, cellular component: nucleus. The coding region runs from base 1 to 1824 and encodes 607 amino acids.